AUGCCAAAUGUCCGGGCCGUCAUGGACGGUGCUCUUGUGAUGUGCCUAACACAACAUCACCACUACCAUGAGCCUAAACCCAAAGGGUGCGACACAAGCAGCUAUAACGCCUUGGUUUCCAAAGGCUCGAUGUCUCUUAUGAAUAGGUCUCUCGAAGUUCCAAGGACCCUCACCAACACUCGAUACAUUCAGAUGAACACAUUGAAACAACUAACCAAAGGAAUUAAGGGUUCGAUAGCCCGCCAGAGCGUGAUACAGAGCCCGUCAACGACACCAGGCUUCAAGAGGCAUGGGCAUUUUCGACAUCUGCCCUUUGGCUCUUCGUACGAGGUUCCACUUGGCAGCUACGUGAAUGGCAACCUGGCAGCAACAUCGGUACCUGCCUACCACUAA
This is a messenger RNA of Neurospora crassa OR74A, 393 nucleotides long. RefSeq lists its product as hypothetical. The transcript is spliced from 3 exons. Lineage: Eukaryota; Fungi; Ascomycota; Sordariomycetes; Sordariales; Sordariaceae. The coding region runs from base 1 to 393 and encodes 130 amino acids. The record is from RefSeq and is a predicted model, not a curated record.